UUGGAUUGCUGCGCGCAAGGUCAUUAUAGACAGUCGCAUAUACUCUCGUUAUAUAUCUAUAUUCAUCAUUCUUAAUUAUCACUACAAUAUUUUCUCCAAUUUAUUACCUACUUACACCUACCACACCACAUCCUCAACAUCAACAUCAACCACCAUUUAACCCCGCAUACUCCCUCCCCUCUCUCAAAUUCCACACCACAAUUAGACCACGCAAACAAUAUACAUUACAAGAUAAAAGCACAUAAAAUGGGCGACCAUGUCCUCUUCUUCUAUGGAACCCUAAUGGCCCCUCCCAUCCUCCACCGCGUAAUCCACGGCAACUCCACUCCAGAACCAUGGCAAAAGGCUCUCCUGACAAUCAAGCCGGCAAUACUGCAUGGCUAUCGACGCCAUCGCGUCCGGUAUGCGGAUUAUCCGGGUAUUAUACCCACCACAUCUUCAUCUUCAUCUGGUGAUACUGCUACCGGUGAUGAGGCAUCUGUGCUAGGCACAGUAGUGUGGGGAUUAACAGACGGGGACGUGUAUCGAUUGGAUCGGUUCGAGGGGAGUGAGUAUGAGAAGAGGGCGGUUAGGGUGAGGGUUCUAAAUCAUCAGCAGCAGGGUGAAGGUGAGGGUGGUACCGGGGAGAUACAAGAGGUGUUAGGUGCAGCGGAGACAGAGGGCAGCGGUGAGACCAAGGAAGGGGAGGAAGUAGAGGCCGUUACGUAUGUGUGGACUGCUGGAAAGGAGCGGUUAGAGAACGCGGAGUGGGAUUUUGAGGCGUUCAAGAGGGAUAAGAUGGCGUGGUGGGUGCAGGCGGAUGAGAGGGAUUGGUAGGUAGUAGACAUAGAAAGAAUAGUUUCAGC
Molecule: messenger RNA, 845 nt
Organism: Aspergillus eucalypticola CBS 122712
Lineage: Eukaryota; Fungi; Ascomycota; Eurotiomycetes; Eurotiales; Aspergillaceae
Product: gamma-glutamylcyclotransferase family protein
Exons: 2
Coding region: 247-816 (189 amino acids)
Source: RefSeq, a predicted model, not a curated record